This is a messenger RNA of Bactrocera dorsalis (oriental fruit fly), 531 nucleotides long. RefSeq lists its product as uncharacterized. The record is from RefSeq and is a predicted model, not a curated record. The annotation marks the transcript as partial. NCBI's taxonomy places the organism in Eukaryota, Metazoa, Arthropoda, Insecta, Diptera, Tephritidae. The transcript has 4 exons.
UUUAGGAUAAAACGAACUACUCAUAAGCAAUUUGAGGUAAUGGUGAAGUUGCUGGAAAGAAAUCCUGAGUUAGCCAGAGGAAUGGCGCCGCACAUGUUUCUAGACAAUGAAUACGGUUUAAUUUAUCACGUUUGGUUGGACUACAAAUUAAAAUUAAAAAGAAAAAUUGCAGAAAAUUGGAAAGAGAUUGCAGCCACAGGUAGAGGACCUUACACCCAACGCAGCUUAACGCCUUUGGAGCAGGCCGUGGACGAGUUGCUCAGCUUGCAGCAGGCAGUGAAUCCAAACGGAGCCGCAUUUGGAAGCACUGCACCUGCACCAGCAUAUUUAGAGGAAGAACACACACAUCUGGAAGAUGUCGAGGUUCAGCCUGAACAGGCGGAAGAAAUUGGAAACGUUAGCAUAAGGUCCAGGCAGGCACUUACAAACAGAGUGAAGGAGCGCGAAAAUUUGCUUAUAAAGACUUGGGAGAAGCAAGCAGAAACGCAAGAAAGCCUUAUCGGCAUAAUGAAAAAUAUUAAUUCGCAAUAG